CGUCAUGUUCUUCUUCAAUGCUGGCCCUAAUACGCUAAUCCCUCCACCUCGCAGCUUUCGAGACCUGCGCGGAACCCUGAAUAGCUUCCACGCAGCACUGCAGAACGAGAGCUUGGAACCCUUGCAGCACAGCACAAGCCGUGAGUGCUUCUCAUUUCCACACGACUCGCUCCGAAUAAUAGUCCUCACACGGAACUCUGUUUCAGGCGGAAUGGCUCAAUCAAUCCAUCCGCUACGCUCGUGUGCAUUCAUAUUUUCGUGGAACCAAUCAUCAUAUGACAAACAUCGAUGGAACGACUAGGUAUGCAGGUCUAAGAAAUGAGGCAGGUGUUUUGUUUAGCCAGGAGAACAAGUUACACUGCCUUUCCUAAAUUAACAGAAGCUAUUAAAUAUUGAUUCAGCAAUUGGAUAGUGAAGACAAAUCCUGAACUACUGAAGAUUACAGAAGUUUUAUUGGAAUAUAGGCUUAUAAUCACAAAAGUCACUUGAAGGAAACAACUUGUUAUGUUUUGGAGGAUUUGUAAAGCUUUUGGAUCGUUUCAGGGUUCGAAGCAUCGGAAAUAAUGUGAACUACUGAGGAGGGAUUUCAUAAGGAAGAUCACACUGAAAAUAUCAAGGAAAAGAUGAGGAGCCGAAUACGAGUGCCUCUUUGAAUUAUAUUAUUGCGUAGUGGCUCGAUUGAUGAAAUGCAAAACAGUCUCUCGUCAGCAUUCUGGCGGAUUUGUUUUCUAGAGUUUUCGGUGUGAGCGUGCUGAUUUUUCUUCAAUACUUAGGGAUCUUUGAUGUCGAUAAGAAGAAUUAACCUCUAUGAGACAGACUUACCACACAUCGUCCUCCUGAUGCUGCCUGAACUCAAUUGACAUGAACUUGGAAGCGUUGGCAGGCUCUAACUCAGGUUGCUUUUCGGACAUAAUAGUUGCAGUCAGGGAUUGCAAAGGCCGUCUCAUGUGUAAUCUGGAAGCUCAAGCAACUAAUUUGAGGCCUCAAAUCGAAGCUGCAGCUCUCCCUCCCUCCCUCUCUCUCUCUGUCUCUGUCCCUGUUCAGGGAUCAGAAGUGAAUGGAUGUUGACGAAAGAAAAAUUGAACUGGUAACGAUGGUUAUUAAUUUUAGAAAAGGAGGAAAUGAACGUGAAAGGAUUCGUUUGAAGGCAAUUCGUUGCUCACUCUGGGCACUGCCAUACUCCAUACUGGUGGCUCUCACCGCUUUUCAGGUCAAUCUUCUGCCAACAUGCAGGUGUUCGCUUCAGCAACGAAAACGAGCAGUUCUAAGGACACAAAUCCAGUGAUGAGUCCAUGUGCCCAAUUGCAACCAAUCGGCACGGGAGACGCAAUCACAGUCGCGGUAGCGUUGGGAGGAAACAGAGCAACGUGGCACAACAACUCCAAUUCCAAGCUCAAUGUCCUCUCACCCUGCAGUCCCCAUACCUCACCUGGAAUUCCUCUGGGAACUCAAGUGACUGUAUUCCGCCCGAUUGUUGAUCAGCUCAGUCUCUUCCAAAUCUAUAAUCAAACCUUGACAUCCGUGGCCACCACAUUUUCUGAAGCUGCCAGUCUCUUGGUGUAUGCUGGAUAUAAUUCGGCAACUGACAAUGGAACCAUAGUCUCAGAGCCAAGAACCUUCUCCACUUCUGUUGGGAAAAUAGGAGGAUUAUUACUGGUUAUGGAAUUUGAGCAGGGAGUGCUGAAAAAUCUCACAUGGAAAGAUGAUGAUUGUAGGGAUUGUGGAAAUAGCUCUGUGCUCUGUCUUGAUAAUAAUUGUGCAACUCCCAUUGCUACUUGUAUUUCUCAGAACACAACCAACCCUGCCAUUUGUAUCACUCGGAUCAAUGUGGCAUAUUCUGGUACAGACAAGAACAGUUUGAGUUUCACUUCGUGGAUGAGUGUGAAGCAAGUGACUAAAUACUCACUCUCUGCUCUCUAUUUCAAGGCGGACGAAGCACUCCAGUCAGGCAUUCAAGGAAUUAUUGAUCGGGGUAACCAGGUUGGAACUGGUGGACAAGUAUGAAAAAAUCAUACACACCAGUGUCCUGCUAAUUGAUAUGUAUCAACUGAGAAGACAUUCAUUCAAGAAGCCAAAAUAAAUAUAUGUUCCUUUGCAUCACAACCCCCUUUGAAGGGUUUUCAUAAAGGAAACUUUGCAGGUUGAGGGAGCAGCUGCAAGAACCUCCAGCUGGACACAUGCAAAUGACUUGGCAAAUGCAUGGCACAGUUCCUCAUGAUCCAUUCCUGCAAAGCUGUACAUGUCUUUUUGGAAAAAAUGCAACAAAGAAAAGGAAAAAGAAAACAACCACCUAUGGACAAUCUCCACAUUAUUUUUUUCCCAUCAACACUACAUCACAUGACACAUAACAUAAGGCUCCCCCAAACCAAAGGAGCAUGGUGUGCAUACAAUAUCUUGAUGCUAUUCCUGGAUGCAGACAAGCAGGUUUCCUGCAGGCAGGAGGAGAAAGGAAGAAAACAAUGCAAAAGAACAGGAAAGCUUGUGGCAAUACUAUACUUACAUCUGAUUUCAAUUAAAAGCAUUAUUGGCAUGAUAUGGUAAAAAGAAAGUUGAAUCAUGAAUGCAAUAGUAUUUAUACAAUUGGAGGCUCAUUGUUCACCAAAAUAAUUUUGAUGAUGCACGACAGUAGAUUUAGACAGCUUAUUUCAAAAGCUCUGCAAUGAAAAAUAUGCUUGAAUUGGACAUAUCACAUAUUUACAGCAUUGAACAUAUAAGUAAUAAGAAGAAAACAAGUUACUGAUUCAGAAAACACUUUAAAACAUGAGCGUUUGUAUCUUUAUUGAACUUGUACAAUAUGUGCAAUUAUCAAGCUUAGGUGGGGGCAUUGAGAUACUAA
Molecule: messenger RNA, 2836 nt
Organism: Physcomitrium patens
Lineage: Eukaryota; Viridiplantae; Streptophyta; Bryopsida; Funariales; Funariaceae
Biological process (GO): protein histidyl modification to diphthamide
Cellular component (GO): cytosol
Molecular function (GO): metal ion binding
Source: RefSeq, a predicted model, not a curated record